AUCGCUCCGGAUUUUGCUGCGAACGGUCGUCUGUUCAGGUUCAGGUCUGGGUUGUGUCUAUAGUCUCCGUCUCCUCUUCGCUGUCGCACACGCAAACGGGUCCACGCAACACACACACACGCGCACCCACGCAACGGAAUCAGCGAACUAAUCAGAAUCAGAGCUAUAUAGAGCCGCCACAGCCACAGAGAAGGGACAUAACUAGGACACCAUGUCGAAGCCCCAAUCGGACGCCGAUCGGCGCAAACAGAUCUCGGUGCGCGGCAUCGCCGAGGUGGGCAAUGUCACCGAGGUGAAGAAGAACUUCAAUCGGCACCUGCACUACACCCUGGUCAAGGAUCGCAAUGUGUCCACCCUGAGGGACUACUACUUCGCCCUGGCCAACACCGUCAAGGACAACAUGGUCGGCCGCUGGAUUCGCACGCAGCAGCACUACUACGAGAAGGAUCCCAAGCGCGUCUACUAUCUGUCGCUGGAGUACUACAUGGGUCGCUCCCUGACCAACACCAUGAUCAACCUGGGCAUCCAGAGCGAGUGCGAGGAGGCCAUGUACCAGCUGGGUCUGGACAUUGAGAACCUGGAGGAGAUGGAGGAGGACGCCGGUCUGGGCAAUGGUGGUCUGGGUCGCUUGGCCGCCUGUUUCCUGGACUCGAUGGCCACUCUGGGUCUGGCCGCCUAUGGCUAUGGCAUCCGUUAUGAGUACGGUAUCUUCGCCCAGAAGAUCAAGAACGGCGAGCAGGUGGAGGAGCCCGAUGAUUGGCUGCGUUAUGGCAACCCCUGGGAGAAGGCCCGUCCGGAGUUCAUGCUGCCGGUCAACUUCUACGGCCGUGUCAUCGACACGCCCGAGGGCAAGAAGUGGGUGGACACCCAGAGGGUGUUUGCCAUGCCCUACGACAAUCCCAUUCCCGGAUACAACAACAACCACGUGAACACGCUGCGUCUGUGGUCCGCCAAGUCGCCCAUCGACUUCAACCUCAAGUUCUUCAACGAUGGUGACUACAUCCAGGCCGUGCUGGACCGCAAUCUGGCUGAGAACAUCUCCCGUGUGCUGUACCCCAACGACAACUUCUUCGAGGGCAAGGAGCUGCGUCUGAAGCAGGAGUACUUCAUGUGCGCCGCCACGCUGCAGGAUAUCAUCCGCCGCUACAAGGCCUCGAAGUUCGGUUCCCGGGAGGCGGUCCGCAACACCUUCGAUCACUUCCCCGACAAGGUGGCCAUUCAGCUGAACGAUACCCAUCCAUCGCUGGCCAUCCCUGAGCUGAUGCGCAUCCUGGUCGAUGAGGAGCACCUGACCUGGGAGAAGGCAUGGGACAUCACCGUGAGGAGUUGUGCCUACACCAACCACACCGUGCUGCCAGAGGCCUUGGAGCGCUGGCCCGUCUCCCUGCUGGAGUCGAUCCUGCCCCGCCAUCUGCAGAUCAUCUAUCACAUCAACUUCCUGCACAUGGAGAAUGUGAAGAAGAAGUUCCCCGACGAUCUGGACCGCAUGCGCCGCAUGUCGAUGGUGGAGGAGGAUGGCGAGAAGCGCAUCAACAUGGCCCAUCUGUCCAUCGUGGGCUCCCACGCCGUCAACGGUGUGGCCGCCAUCCACUCGCAGAUCCUGAAGGACUCGCUGUUCCAUGACUUCUACGAAAUGGAUCCCCAGAAGUUCCAGAACAAGACGAACGGUAUUACCCCGCGUCGCUGGUUGCUGCUUUGCAAUCCCGGACUCUCCGACCUGAUUGCCGAGAAGAUCGGUGACGAGUGGCCAGUGCAUCUAGACCAACUGGUUGCCCUGAAGAAGUGGGCCAAGGACCCCAACUUCCAGCGCAAUGUGGCCCGUGUCAAGCAGGAGAACAAGCUGAAGCUUGCUGCCAUUCUGGAGAAGGACUACGGCGUUAAGAUCAACGCCUCUUCCAUGUUCGAUAUCCAGGUGAAGCGUAUUCACGAGUACAAGCGCCAGCUGCUGAACUGCCUGCACAUCAUCACCCUGUACAACAGGAUCAAGAAGGAUCCCACAGCCAACUUCACCCCGAGGACAAUCAUGAUCGGAGGCAAGGCCGCUCCGGGCUACUAUGUGGCCAAGCAGAUCAUCAAGCUCAUCUGCGCCGUGGGCAACGUGGUGAACAACGAUCCCAUUGUGGGCGAUAAGCUGAAGGUUAUCUUCCUGGAGAACUACCGUGUCACCCUGGCCGAGAAGAUCAUGCCCGCCGCCGAUCUGUCCGAGCAGAUCUCGACCGCCGGCACAGAGGCCUCUGGUACCGGCAACAUGAAGUUCCAGCUGAACGGAGCCCUCACCAUCGGUACCCUGGACGGUGCCAACGUGGAGAUGGCCGAGGAGAUGGGUCUGGACAACAUCUUCAUCUUCGGCAUGACCGUCGAGGAGGUGGAGGCGCUCAAGAAGAAGGGCUACAAUGCCUACGACUACUACAACGCCAACGCCGAGGUCAAGCAGGUGAUCGACCAAAUCCAGGGCGGAUUCUUCAGCCCCGGCAAUCCCAACGAGUUCAAGAACAUUGCCGACAUUCUGCUCAAGUACGACCACUACUACUUGCUGGCCGACUUCGAUGCGUACAUCAAGGCCCAGGAUCUGGUCUCCAAGACUUACCAGAACCAAGCCAAGUGGCUGGAGAUGUCCAUCAACAACAUUGCGUCCAGCGGCAAAUUCUCGUCGGAUCGCACCAUCGCCGAGUACGCCCGCGAGAUCUGGGGAGUGGAGCCCACCUGGGAGAAGCUGCCAGCGCCGGAGGAUCAGCCACAGAACUAAAUCAAUUUUUGAUAUUAUUUUAUUAUUUAUGUGCUUUACUUUUGCUAAAGUCAAAGUCCAAGUUUAGGCGCCAAAAGCAACAACUAAAACUAACCAAGUAAACACGGGCCACAGCCCAGAAUUGUUAAUAUUUUAUUUAAUAAAAAUCAAGAUAAACAAUUCGCCUAGUUCUCUCAUCACUGUGGAAUCGAAUCAACAACACCAAAAACGGUACCUACCUAAAAAGACCUCAGGAACACUUUCAAAGUAAACGAAAAAGUCUAUUAAAAAUAAUGGAAAGAGUUGUAAUAAACGUUAGUGGCAAGCUUGUUUAGAUAUCGGAUAUGCGUGUUUUAAAUCGAGAUUAAACCUCAAGUUCAACUGUUAAAUGUAAAAAUAAUUUAAAUUGAAUAAAAUUUGAUUCGAAAUAGAAA
Messenger RNA from Drosophila teissieri, 3159 nucleotides. Its product is annotated as glycogen phosphorylase. The transcript is spliced from 4 exons. Lineage: Eukaryota; Metazoa; Arthropoda; Insecta; Diptera; Drosophilidae. The record is from RefSeq and is a predicted model, not a curated record. Bases 212 to 2746 code for a protein of 844 amino acids. Gene Ontology annotation, cellular component: cytoplasm. Gene Ontology annotation, biological process: glycogen catabolic process. Gene Ontology annotation, molecular function: glycogen phosphorylase activity; pyridoxal phosphate binding.